This is a messenger RNA of Cuscuta campestris, 968 nucleotides long. The record is from the annotation of a GenBank genome assembly. Lineage: Eukaryota; Viridiplantae; Streptophyta; Magnoliopsida; Solanales; Convolvulaceae.
AGCAAACUAAGUGGUGCUAGCUAGCUUCUAUGUAUCCACAUUUGUAGUUAAGCUAUGGCUGGUGAAGUGGGAGGAAAGUUGAGUGUGGAAGUGGAACUGAAGGCCAAUGCCAAUAAGAUUUGGGAAGCCCUUAGGGACUUCAUCUACAUCUACCCUAAAGCCUUCCCCCACGACUACAAAAGCGUCCAGGUUCUCGAAGGCGAUGGCAUCGCCGUGGGUUCCGUCCGUUUGAUCAACUACGGCGAAGGAGGGUCUGAGCUGGUGAAAGUGUCAAAGGAGAGGAUAGUUGAGGUGGACCCACCAAACAAGACAUUUGUUUACAACAUCAUUGGAGGUGAUCUGCUGAAGUACUACAAGAGCUUCAAAGCCCAUGUGACAGUGGUGCCAAAGGAGAAGGAAGAAGAAGGAAGCUUGGUCCAAUGGGCCUGUGUCUAUGAGAAAGCCCAUGAUGAGAUUCCUGACCCAAGCCCCAUUAUGGACUUUGCUGAGAAGAACUUCAAAGAGCUUGAUGAGUACAUUGCCAAACAGGCCUAAUUAUGCUACUACAGGCCCACAUCACCCAUCCAAGUUGACAUCAUCAGUGUCUCAUGCACAGAUAUGAUUGGUCUCUGGUGGUGUUGACUUGGUGUCGUCUGUGAUGUUGGAGUAGCAUUUUUCAUAUUGAAGAAAGUUGUUGCAUUUAUGGGCCGGAUCGGAUUAUAUUGUCGUCGUCGUCGUUGUAGUUGUUGAUGUCGUCGUCGUCAUUGUUGUUGUUCUUAUCAUCAUCAUCAUCAUCUUUGCUUUCCCUGAAACGCGUGGGAUUUAAGUUUCAGCUGUAAUAAUGGUUAAAUAAGAAAGUAUGAAUUUGAUGUGUAUGUCGCCUCUUCUUGGUAUUUUCAAAGAUCAAAGUGAAUAAACUUGUAUUUUUAAUGCUACACUUUCAUCAUGAAACUAGAAGAACAAGAUAUGAAAAAAUUCUCCUACAACAU